UCACUCCGGCUGUGCCUCAGGCCAUCUCGCGCGGGAUCCGGUUUCAAUGGCGCCCGCGAGCCCCGAGCGGCCGAGCGAGAGGGUGGCGCGGGCUUAGGUCAUGAGAGUGCCCCGCCUGGCCUGGGCGCUGCUGUGCCGCAAGGCCGGCCUCCGCCUGUCACCUCGCAACGCACCGGGGCCCGGCCUGCGGCCUGGCGGAGCGCCGCGCGGCCCCGCUCUGCCCCGCGGCUACUCGGUGCCCAGCCCCCGCCCGUUCUUCAUCACCACCCCCAUCUUCUAUGUGAACGCGGCUCCUCACAUCGGCCACCUGUACUCGGCGGCGCUGGCAGACGCCCUGCACCGCUCCAGGCUGCUCGCCGGCUCCCACGCCAAGUUCGCCACAGGUACGGAUGAGCAUGGCAUGAAGAUCCAGCAAGCUGCAGAUGCUGAAGCCAAAGACCCACUGGAUUUCUGCACUGAAGUGUCUGACAAAUUUAGGACACUGUUCCAAAACUCCUCAAUUGCAUACACUGAUUACAUCCGAACCACAGAGGAGCGUCACAGAAAGGUCGUUGAGCAGUUUUGGUGUGUUUUGCGUGACAAUGGCUACCUCUACAAAGGAACAUAUGAAGGAUGGUAUUCCACUCCAGACGAGACCUUCCUCUCAGACGCUCAGGUUGUAGAAAGUAGGGAUUCAGAUGGAAACAGUGUAAAGGUCUCAUUAGAAAGUGGACACAAGGUUGAGUGGACUAAAGAGGACAAUUAUAUGUUCAGACUGUCCAGUUUCAGACCCCUGCUGUUAGAGUGGCUGAAAAACAACCCACAAGUGAUCUAUCCAGAGAAGUUUUAUCACAUUGUUGUCCACUGGCUGCAGGAUGAGAUGCCAGAUCUAUCAGUUUCACGACAGAGGAACCGUUUGAAGUGGGGCAUCCCAGUCCCUGGAGAUUCGACACAGACCAUUUAUGUAUGGUUAGAUGCUUUAGUCAACUACCUUACUGUGGCUGGCUAUCCACAGGACCACAGCUAUUGGUGGCCUGCAGCUCAUCACGUGGUUGGGAAGGACAUCCUCAAGUUUCAUGCCAUAUAUUGGCCUGCUUUCCUGAUGGCAGCUGGCCUGCAUCUACCAAAACAGAUCUAUGUCCAUUCACAUUGGACAGUCAAUGGUCAGAAAAUGUCUAAAAGUCUUGGUAAUGUUGUUGAUCCCUUGGAACGAUUUUCUGCAUACACGGCUGAUGGUUUCAGAUAUUUCUUGCUGCGGCAAGGCGUACCAGAUACUGACUGUGACUACUAUGAUGACAAGGUGCUCAAAGUUUUAAAUGCUGAACUAACGGAUUCACUGGGAGGACUCCUUAACCGUUGCACAGGUACAAACAUAAAUCCUGACCAAAUCUAUUCCCGUUUUUCAAACCAUUGUUUCCCUAAGAGGCACCAUGAGCAUCAAGUGGUUUGUCUUGGGAGAGCCACAACCGAAGACUACAAGUUGAUUGAACUGGUUGAGCGGUUGCCUUUAGAUGUCAAACGGCACUUUGACGAAUUCCGCAUUUAUAAGGCUUUGGAGGCCAUCAAUUUGUGUGUGCGUCUAACCAACGCCUUUUUCCACCGCCAUGCUCCCUGGAAACUUGACCGGGAGAAUGCUGCCGAUAGGAGCUGGCUGGAAACUAUUCUUCACGUCACAUUGGAGUGCCUGCGUGUUUAUGGAAUCCUGUUGCAGCCAGUCGUGCCAACCAUCGCUGACAAGUUGCUUUCACGACUUGCAGUCAACCUGCACGAGCGAGACUGGCGAUGGUUGAAUUUUUUAGCUAGAUAUCACAACAAUGAGUGCCUGUUUGAAGGAAGAAAGCUGGGAACUGACACUGGGCUCCUGUUUAACAGGUUAGAAAGAACUAACACAGCAGAUAGGAAGACUCAAAGAAACGCCAGAAAAAGAUCAAGUCAUAAAUAACUUAAAUAUACGUUGAGACUUUCAUUCCCUUAAUUAUCUUAAGCAGUGAUGCUUAGAAUUUAUUUAAUGUGAUCUUUGUAAGUAAUAAAACCAUUGUUUUAUA
Molecule: messenger RNA, 2024 nt
Organism: Callorhinchus milii (elephant shark)
Lineage: Eukaryota; Metazoa; Chordata; Chondrichthyes; Chimaeriformes; Callorhinchidae
Gene: mars2
Product: methionyl-tRNA synthetase 2, mitochondrial
Exons: 3
Coding region: 101-1921 (606 amino acids)
Biological process (GO): methionyl-tRNA aminoacylation
Molecular function (GO): ATP binding; methionine-tRNA ligase activity
Source: RefSeq, a predicted model, not a curated record